Molecule: messenger RNA, 897 nt
Organism: Gaeumannomyces tritici R3-111a-1
Lineage: Eukaryota; Fungi; Ascomycota; Sordariomycetes; Magnaporthales; Magnaporthaceae
Exons: 1
Coding region: 121-762 (213 amino acids)
Molecular function (GO): protein binding
Source: RefSeq, a predicted model, not a curated record
CCCGUCCCAAACUGUUGCCUUUGCAAGCGCCAAUUCCACAAACCGCUAAUUACGCAAACCCAUCCUCCAGGGAGCCGCCCCAGAUGAAAAAAAACCCAAGCAAGAAACAUCUAGCACAACAUGGCCCCCAAGAUUUCUCUUUCCAACGUCCCCGUUCCCUACGCAUACUCGAAGCGCAUCAGCGAAGACGGGCACGUCUACCACGCCGACCACGCCACCCGCACCACCUCGUGGCUCCACCCCGGCAAGCUCAAGGCGCUCCAGGACGCGGGCGUCGUCGGCGCCGCCCCGGGCCUGCCCGACUUUGUCAAGGACCCGCGCGCCGGCGGUGUGCCCGCGCCCGUGCCCGCGCCGUGGGAGGCCAGGGAGGGGCGCGAGCCCGGGGAGGUCGAGUACCGCAACCGCGACACGGGGGCCGUCGAGGGCAUCCACCCCGACGCGGCGGCGCUCGCGCGGAACCGCGGCGGCCGCGAGGUGGCGACAUCUACGCUCCUGCCCUGGGAUGACAAGGGCAUGGCCGAGGAGGCGGACGUUUACCUGGCAAGGGGCGAGCUGCCGCCGUGGGUGCUCGAGGAGACGACCGCCCCGCCAGCGGGGAGCGGGCUGAAGCCGGAAGUGUACUGGGUCAAUUACAGGACUGGCUUGAAGAGGGAGGGCCAGAGCCCGUUGCAGGAGUUUAACGAGGGGAUGCUGAUUGCAAGGCAGAGGGCACUGGGACUGCCGGUUUCAACACGGGGCCCAGUUCGCAAUAUAAAGUUGUAGCAGCAUGGAAAGAGGCUGCAAAUUGCCGCUCGUUUCUUGUGACUAAGAAGUGAAGCUUGGGAACGCGCACGCUGAUGUGGACCAAAAAAGUAGAAGCCAUGCUGAAAUCUUUAAGCUUGUUUACAAUUCAUUCCA